Molecule: messenger RNA, 2575 nt
Organism: Sorex fumeus (smoky shrew)
Lineage: Eukaryota; Metazoa; Chordata; Mammalia; Eulipotyphla; Soricidae
Gene: TMEM164
Product: transmembrane protein 164
Exons: 7
Coding region: 385-1278 (297 amino acids)
Source: RefSeq, a predicted model, not a curated record
GCUCGGGGGUGUACCCGGCGGCAGGCGGCUGGACCGGGACGGCUCUAAAUUGGCUGAAGGGCCCGUCGACGGCGAAGUUGCUAGCUGGGGGCAGAGACGGCCACGCGGUUGCAGGAAUUGGCCAACGGCUCGUUUCCACCCUUCCUCGUUGGUGGCCACUGGAGAAGCGCGGGGGGCUCCCCAGACAGCCGAGGGGACAAGUUAGAGCCAGCACUUUGCCCCGGGCCUCGCGUGUAGCUUCCCCUCGGCUGGGUGUCCGGAGGGGGGUGCGGGUGCGGGGGUGUGCCCUCUUUACAUGUCCCAUCACCCGGGCCACCCUCUGGGCCCGUCUUCCAGCUCAUUCUUGUGUACUGCACGGCGGUGGUCGGGGAGCCAAUUGGCGGCAUGUCCCGGUAUAGCUACCAAAGUCUCCUGGACUGGCUGUAUGGGGGCGUGGACCCCAGUUUUGCAGGCAAUGGGGGCCCCGACUGUGCUGCCUUCCUGUCUUGGCAGCAGCGGCUGCUGGAAAGUGUGGUGGUCCUGACCCUGGCCCUGUUGGAGAUCCUGGUGGCCCUGCGGCACAUCCUGAGGCAGACGAAGGAGGACGGUAGGGAUAGCCGAGGCUGCCAGCCAGAGCAGGUGACCCAGCGGCCAGAGGAAGGCAAGGAGAGCCUGAGCAAGAAUCUGCUCUUAGUAGCCCUGUGCCUGACCUUCGGGGUAGAGGUGGGCUUUAAGUUCGCCACCAAGACCGUCAUCUACCUGCUCAACCCCUGUCACCUGGUCACCAUGAUGCAUAUCUUUCUCCUGGCCUGCCCACCAUGUCGCAGUGCUAUCGUCAUCUUCAAGCUACAGAUGCACAUGUUGAAUGGAGCGCUUCUGGCCCUGCUGUUUCCUGUGGUAAAUACCCGGCUGCUCCCUUUUGAAUUGGAGGUCUACUAUAUCCAGCAUGUUAUGUUGUAUGUGGUUCCAAUCUAUCUGCUGUGGAAAGGAGGUGCUUACACCCCAGAGCCCCUCCGCAGUUUCCAGUGGGCCCUUCUCUCCACUGGCCUCAUGUUCUUUUAUCACUUCACCGUCUUGCAGAUCUUGGGCCUGGUCACCGAAGUGAAUUUGAACAACAUGCUGUGUCCGGCCAUCUCAGACCCAUUCUACGGCCCCUGGUAUCGCAUCUGGGCCUCGGGACACCAGACUCUCAUGACCAUGACCCACGGGAAGCUGGUCAUCCUGUUCUCAUACAUGGCUGGGCCCUUGUGUAAAUAUCUGCUAGAUUUGCUUCGGCUUCCAGCCAAGAAAAUAGACUGAAGGUGCUUGUGUUGUUUUUUUUUUCUCUCCCCGAGGAAACAAGUCCUGACUUGACUUGGAGAACACCCAGUUCUUGAUGAAAUCAUGGGAGAGGGCAGUAGGGUGUUUGGUGUAUUUCUUCUUUCUUCUUCUCCAUCCAUUUCUCCCACCACUCUUCCCCACUUUUGCCCCCAGGACUUCUCCUGGAGCCUGGGGUGUAGUGCUGAGGGCUGGCUUUUUCCUCCUUCCUUUGGUCUCUUUCUCUUGGUUCUCUGUGGCCUUAUUGGGAGUCAGUGUUUCUUUCUGCUGGUUGGUUCUUCCUGCUGGUUGGUGCUUUAACAGUUGCUGGUUGAAGAGAAAGGGUACAACAGGCAGUCAUUCUUUUGGCAUUGAAGUGGUGAGAUUGGGCUAUCUUUUAUUCUGCCACUGCCAGGGACCUUCAGGCUCAUACUGGGGUCCCCUUUUGCAUCCAGAGUAUCUCCCACCAUCAUGAGGACUGAGGCCUUGUUUCUAUACCAGCGGUAAGCUGAGAGCCAAGGGAUUUCCCGGCUCAUGGACGAAAUAGAACUGGCCAGCUUCUUCACACUGGUGUCCCAUGUCUUGAAGCAAGUAGCCAACCAACCACUCCCUCCAGGAUGCUGCCUGGGGUGAGAGGUGGGAGCACUGCCCAACCCCAGGACUCCAUUUCAUACAAGACAUUGGCGAGCUGUAGUAAUUGCAGAUCCAAAUUGAACAAGGUUCCAGUGGCUGCAAGUGGUAAUCAUAAGCAGGACCCCAGUAAAUCAGCAUGUGAGAACAGAGGAUGGACAACUGACGCCAAUCUCAAUCAGAAGUGAGCAGAGAUUAAUCAACACAAGGGUUAGCUUCAGCAAAUGGUGAUUUAAAUCACAAGCUCCAAUUUAGUUGAAUGUUAAUAAUAGAUGCCGUUUUCAUCCAGAGUGCCCUUUGAACAUUGGUUCUCUGCCUGCCAGCCCCUGUCUUAAAAGGCCACUUUAGGGCAGAAUGAGCUACACUUGGAUAUUUUUUGCUUUUUUAAAAAUCUGUUUCAGUUUUUCUAUUUUGGCUAAUUGGUUUUUUGCAUGUUGAUGUUUGGAGAAUAUCUUGUUUCUGGGCCUGAUUCUGGACUCUUGUAGAUCAAUUUCAGUAGUGGUUGUCAUGUCAACAUCGUGGGUUUGACCUGAUGUGGCCACUGGCAGCAUAGUCUGAAGUGAGAUGUCCCUGGGGUCAGACUUAGUGCUGACUAGGUGAGGAGAGGGGCCAGGGCACACACUCUCUCAUGCCCACCCCAAACUCAUGUCUAGGUGAAUGGCAGAGUACA